AUGGACUUUGGACUAUUUAACACGUGGAACGCUUUAUAUGAGGGAGGCAAGGUUCCCUGGGACGCUGAAUAUAGCGGAGGGAAGCUCCUUGAGGAAGAGGCUUACGUUCAGAACUGGGCAGAGAUUGACGCGGUAGAGCAGAUGGGGUGGGACUACGUCUGGCUCGGGGGAGGCCACUUCUCCAAGCAGGCGAGCAUGGAUCCCCAGGUUCUGAUGCUAUCCGCCGUGAUAGCGGCCCGCACCGAAAGGAUCAAAAUUGGGUCAUCCAUCCACCGGCCGGUGAUGAGACAGGCGGGUGAGACGGUGUCUGCAUCCGCGCUCCCGCACGAGAGAUAUGGGUUCGACAACCUGAUGAUGGAGGACCCCAUCCAGACCGCGGAGCAGGUCGCCAUUGUUGACCAGAUCAGCAAAGGCCGCUUCAUUUACGGCGCCGGCGGGCGCACGCGUGGCUCCGAUACGCGUCGCGAGCAGUUUUUCGAAUACCUGGAAGUUAUGAAGCAGCUUUGGACCGAGGAUCAAUUCUCCGGGUUCGAAGGCAAGUAUUACAACUACCCGGCAUUCUACGAGCCGUACCUCGCCAUCCCCAAGCCCUACCAGAAGCCCUACCCGGCCAUGCUGUUGCCAGUGGACAGCCAGGAAAGCUUCGUACCCAUGGGAGAGCAGGGCUAUCGCAUCGCCGUGGGCGCGGGCAGUUCACCCCACAACCUCCGCGGAACCACGGUACUGAUUGAGGACGUGAAGCGCUACAAGCAGGCCUGGCGGGAUGCCGGACACCCCGGCGAACCCACCACCGUGGUUCGCAUACCGACGCUGGUAGCCGACACGAAGGAAGAGGCCACGCGCGAAGUUGACGGACUGAUGAGUCUGGCCAGGCGGUAUUACUCCGGCCGGGUGGGUAUCGGGAGCACCGAUGCCGGCGCGGCGAGCCCAGAUGCGACUGAGGAAGUGAACCUGUUUGGGACACCGGAGGAAGUGGUCGACAAGAUCGAGGUUCUCCGCGAGGACUUCGGCACCGACGAGAUCAUGUUCGAGGUCAACUGGACUUCAUCGGUUCCCCGGGAUGUCGUGAUGAACACCAUGCGAAUCCUCACCGACAAAGUAAUUCCGAAGUUCAAGUAA
Geodia barretti is the source of this 1119-nucleotide messenger RNA. Lineage: Eukaryota; Metazoa; Porifera; Demospongiae; Tetractinellida; Geodiidae. The record is from the annotation of a GenBank genome assembly.